UUUGUUUUCUCGGCUAACAAUGUGCGACAUUGAGGCACAAGACUGUCGUAAAUGUGAGACAAAGCCAUUAAACGCAGACAUUAAUGGCAUUAUUGGGAAGAAGACGAUCCCGGAGUCCAUCGAAAGCCAUAAUAACAACGAGGAGUUGACUGCAGACGCGGCGACCAAAAGGCUACGAGAAUUGAGGGCUCGGAGGGAGAGGCGACACAAGACAUUGAUUGUCACAAUACUAUCGUUUGGCAACUUUUGUGUGGCCGCCGGCGUCUCAAUUCAGGGCCCUUUCUUCCCAAAGGAAGCAGAGGCUAAAGGUGCGACACCCAUAGUAUACUCAUCCAUAUUCUCGGUCUACGAAUUGGUGAUGUUAUUGACUUCUUUCAAAUUCGGACAAUUAGUGUCACGAAUACCGGCGAACCUAAUGUGCGGCUUUGGUCUGGCGUUGGCAGGCAUUAGCACCGUUAGCUUCGGACUGUUAGACCACUUGCCCGAUGGGCUACUAUUUAUAGUGCCGGCAUAUGUCAUACGAAUCAUUGAAUCAUUGGGUGCCACAGCUUUCGCCACCAGUAGCUAUUCACUGAUAACCUACCGGUUCGCCGACACCACCGCAACUAUGUUCUCCAUUAUGGAGACCUGUUUCGGUUUAGGUCUCAUUGUUGGUCCCGUAUUAGGCGGCGCUCUCUACGAGUGGGGCGGAUAUACCGUACCGUUUCUGGUGUUGGGCGUACUAUUGACUCUGAGCGCAGCCCUUAUACUCAUGUUUUUGACCACAAAUCAAAUCCAAUCCAAAGACUAUAACAGAGACAAAGAGAUCGACAUUAAUAGCAAUCAACAAGUGAUUAGUGUUUCAAAGUUUCUCUUAAAUCCAAUUAUAAUAUUGGAUUCGUUUGUAAUCCUCACGGCUUUGAGUCUAAUUGGAUUCAAUGCGUCCACAUUAGAGCCACACAUCCGGCACUUCCAGUUGUCACCGCUGAUGACCGGCAUUAUCUUCGUCACCCUCGGCCUCAUGUACGCCAUCACUGCACCAGUUUUGGGCAAAUUGUGUGAUAUAUUCAACCAUAACUUGACUCUAUUCUCCAUAAUCGGUACACUAUUAUGUUUGGCCGGUUUAGCACUGAUAGGACCGUUGCCCGGCUUAGGGCUCGACACCAGCCUAUGGCUCGUUAUACUAUCGCUGUUUCUGUUCGGCGUGGGAACGGCUGCCAAACAAGUGAGCGGUUACUCACAUGCACUCAACUAUUGCAUCUCAAACCGCGGGUUUGGCAAAAACAAGAGCACCUAUGGCUUGGUGUCCGGCCUAUUCUUCUCGUGCAUAUCUUUAGGCGGUUUUAUGGGCCCCACAAUCGCCGGGGUCUUCGUCCAGAACUUCGACUUCAAGUUCGCCACUCUUGUCAUGUUUGCCAUCGAAGUCAUCCUAUUUGUGGUCCUUUUAUUUUGUUUUACCACAUCACCGACAAUGCCUUCAUAUCACUCGACACUCGUAUCAAAUAAAUCGAUUGCAAACAUAUCUUUGCUCACCUUUCGGACCAAAUUCAGGGGACCCGUCGUGACACUCAAUUCAGACCACUUGGGAAAAGACGACUUGAAUGGCGUAGACAUCGUCGAUGAGGCCAUACUUUACUUUAAGGCCAACGUCUUCUUCAGUUCGUACGAAAUCCAAAGUGAUGCCGACCGUCUCAUCAUUUAUUUGACACUUUAUAUCAUUGAAUGUCUUAAGAAGAUCCAAAGGUGCAAUAACAAGAACGCUGCGCUCCAAGAGUUGGCUCAGUUGGCGAUCAGUCGCUUCGACAUCCCGGGUGACCCCAAGUUCCCACUCAACUCCGUGUUCCAGAAGCCCAAGAAUGGUGAUGAAGCAGAGCUGAUGCGGUCAUACAUCCAACAGUUGCGACAGGAAUGCGGUCAACGGUUAGCGAGCCGUGUGUUUGACACCGACAACGGGCCGCCCUCUAAGUGGUGGACCUGUUUUGCCAAAAGGAAGUUCAUGAACAUCAACCUCUCGGGACCCGGCAAUUGAUUCCUACCAUUCAUACGAUAAUUAAAUUAAUUUCCAAUUAUUGACACUUUUGUCACUGAUAUCUAGUAUUUAAUCUGUUAGUGAAACUAAUUUUAUAUAUUAUUCCAUUAAAUGAGUAUUUAUUGAAAUGUUUUUAAUUAUGGUUAUAAUUAAGAAUGUUUUUUAUAUUGAUUCCAAUUGUUAUGAUCAAGAUCACAAAUUGAAUUUAUAUUUACACCUCUUUUAAACAUUACUUUUUACUCGCAAU
Oppiella nova is the source of this 2255-nucleotide messenger RNA. The record is from the annotation of a GenBank genome assembly. NCBI's taxonomy places the organism in Eukaryota, Metazoa, Arthropoda, Arachnida, Sarcoptiformes, Oppiidae.